Eufriesea mexicana is the source of this 1023-nucleotide messenger RNA. RefSeq names its product homeobox protein Nkx-2.5. Gene Ontology annotation, cellular component: nucleus. The transcript is spliced from 3 exons. Gene Ontology annotation, biological process: regulation of transcription by RNA polymerase II; cell differentiation. Bases 1 to 1023 code for a protein of 340 amino acids. The record is from RefSeq and is a predicted model, not a curated record. Gene Ontology annotation, molecular function: DNA-binding transcription factor activity, RNA polymerase II-specific; RNA polymerase II cis-regulatory region sequence-specific DNA binding. NCBI's taxonomy places the organism in Eukaryota, Metazoa, Arthropoda, Insecta, Hymenoptera, Apidae.
AUGUCGGACAUCGUAGAAGACGACAAGCGGAGCGAAGCUUCGCCGAAGCCAUCCCAAUUAACUCCCUUCAGUAUCGCUGACAUCCUCAGCAGAAGAACCUCUUACACGGAGCGACGAGCCUCAGAGUCCGAGGAAGCGCAAGGUGCAUCGUCGUUCGCGAAGAAGCCUCAUCAACGGGACUACGAUUGUCCCGAGACCGAUCACAGGGAAAGUCAGUUAGAAGAUCGUGGUCAGAUGGCAAGAUUCGCGAGGCUACCUUCGCCGGACCUCAGCGUGGCCCGAGAGCUGGAUAUCCUGACGAGGAACCUGGUCCACGCGAAUAUCUCCAACUUUGGGACUAUUCCACACUUGGCUCAGGGAACUUUCAAGCACCUCGAGAGCCUGGGGAACAUGGGUGGUUAUCAGCCGGUGAAGGACUCGAGGGAAUCUUCGCAGAGGCAGCAGGACGAGGCAUUGGACAUGAGCAAGAAUAAAUACUUGGAGGACGGCGAGGAGGACAUGUUCGAGGCGCAGAAUCACGGGCAGAAUCUUCAGAGCAGGAAGAAACGAAGCAGAGCGGCGUUCUCGCAUGCACAGGUUUACGAAUUGGAGAGAAGAUUCGCCGCACAGAAAUACUUGUCCGGCCCGGAACGAGCGGAUCUCGCGCGGGGGUUGAAGCUGACGGAGACUCAAGUGAAGAUCUGGUUCCAAAACAGACGGUACAAGACCAAAAGACGACAGCAGCAGGAGCUGGGCGCGCUGGUUAAUUCCGGAAACGCGAGGCGCGUGGCGGUGCGAGUCCUCGUGCAUCCGGACGAGCAUCUGAGGGGAUUGCCACUUCGUGGUUCCGGCCAACUUCCCGGGCAAAUGUCUGCCCCGCAAAUUCAUCCGGCGAACAAAGCGCUCGGCGGUUUCCCGUACUACUGUCUCCCCUAUCAUCCCCUGCUCUGCCCGCCCCUGCACUCCACUCAUAUUCAGGUGCAAAACACGAUCGCGCCGGACCUCGAUCCGAGCCAGCUGGCGAAACUGAACGACGAGAAGUAA